Gaeumannomyces tritici R3-111a-1 is the source of this 912-nucleotide messenger RNA. RefSeq lists its product as hypothetical. Bases 1 to 912 code for a protein of 303 amino acids. The transcript has 5 exons. NCBI's taxonomy places the organism in Eukaryota, Fungi, Ascomycota, Sordariomycetes, Magnaporthales, Magnaporthaceae. The record is from RefSeq and is a predicted model, not a curated record.
AUGUCCGAGUGGCACCGUCUACAAGCACCGACACCUCCCGAGGAUGAGGAACAAACAAAGAGAAACAUGGCAAAGGGCAGAGAGCGGAUCACAAGAAUAGAAAGCGCACCUGGGAGCAGACCCUGCCCAUGUGAGCCUGAGCCGUACGUAGGCAUCCAUUCUACCACAAAAUCAUCCGUGCACACAUGCGAUCACUGCCGCGCACCGUCCCACCGGCAAAUUUACAUGUUCUCCCAUGUUAAUCACGUUAAUUCGUUAAGCCACAAGUUCAAUCCCCCGUAUUCACAAACCUACCGCAGAGAUACAAAGGGCCGUCUGUGUUGCACUGUAACUCCGCUAUUCUGUGGCAAAAUAGGUAAAGUCCGUGGCGGUAUAAACGUCCCCGAAAGAAACAUUUUAAAGACACUGGGAGAAGAUGGACGGAAAAAUUCAGAAGAUAUGCAGGAACAGAAAUGGGAAAGGAGGCCGACGGAUGAUCAUCGGAUACAGUUGUGCACGCGGUGGAGGUUCAGCUUCACAACUGGGCUCCGAAUUUGCACACAGCUACAUGUGCUGCUUGAAGAAGGGUAUUUUUGGCAUCUACAUGCGUCGUGUGCACGCGGUCCUGUCCUCGAGAGCGACUUGGCAGCGCCACGUCCAGAAGUAAGGCCCACAAAGCCUGUCCGCUUGUCAGGGAACACUCGAGCGACGGCCGACAGUUUAUCGAUCGCAUCCACCGGGUGCAUUGCAUUGAAAGUCGAGAUUUUUCUCUCCCCGUCCCUUUUUUUUUUAGGCGGUUCAGCACAUGCCAAGCUGAGUUCGCAGUACUGUGCGGCGCUAAAUGAUGACGCCUGCUCCUGGCAGAAAAUCCGUGCUGGGGGAGUCCUGAGGUCGACUUCACCUCAACGUCACGUGGUUACACCGCAGGAAUAA